UCUGUCAAGAAAAGAUUCAAAUUUUAUACCCAUUGAGCUAAAAGAUUACAUCUUUAUAUGUGUUUUGGGUUAAGUUUGCUGUUUUUCUUUCUGGGUUUUAGUUGUAUUGAUGGGUACUGCAAAUUGGUGAACAUUUUGUACCUUUUGAGGGGUUAUAUCUUUUAUAUUUGCUUUGGGUUAAUUUUGUUCUUGUUGAUUUUUUGUUUAUUUCUGGACUUGAUAGUACUUAUGUGUAUUGUAGAUUGGUGAAAUUUUAUUGUUUUUCUAACCCCAGUGGCUAAUUGAUUCAUUUAAAUGAAACUCUGUAACGUCAGUUUUGACUCAUUGUAUAGUUCAUUGCAUUGAUAAAAAUCUAACGAUUUUGAAAAUCAUAACAUUCUAUAUAACUACUAGAAUCAGGAUGACUUAUUCUUCUAGUUUUUCGUUGAAUUUGGGAUACCUUAAUGAACAAAAGAGAGUACUUUUAUUCCCUGUUUAAAUGGCCGUCAACUCUGAAUGCUAUUUGAAAAAGGGCCUUUUUUGAAUGUAGAUAGUUUUUGAAGGUUGCAUCCUUCCUUAAUACUAGUGUAUUUAGGAUUCUGAAUCCUGAUUAAAGCCUGCAAUUGCUUUUCUGGAUAAUCAAUGGGCACAGUUCUUCGUCUAGUUGCACUUCAAAUUAAUUCUUGAUGAAAUUUUGAGAGCCAUCCUUAUGUUCUCCUCCAUUAAGUAACUGAUUGCAACCACACUGAAUGUAGCAUCAGUUACUUGACUUGCGGCAUUCAUGAUUCAAUUUGCAGUGAUCUUUCUCUGAAAUGGUGAAAAUAAGGGGUAGACUUAGUGCUGGAAAAAAUGGUUUUAUUGGUAGCUAAGUCCGUCAUGAUGUGUUGAUGGUAGUGAGCAGUGGCGGAGCCAGGAUUCAUAUUAAGGGGUGUCAAAAAUGUAGAAAUGUCGUGACCUAGGUUUGAACCUGUGAUCUUAGAGACUUUUUGCAACCCCUUAACCGCUACGCUAAGCCUUCAACUUGUGUUAAGGGGUGUCAACACUAGUAUACAUACCUAUAAAAUUAAAAUUUCACAUAUGUACAAUGUAAUUUUCCGGCGAAGGGGUGUCGGUGUCGGUGUCGCUUGACACCCCUCAAGCCAAGGUGGCUCCGCCCCUGGUAGUGAGUUAUGUAAUUCAGCUGCAGGAUUAACAGGUCUUUGUGCACAGAAGUACGUGUGACACUACAUUCUGUUUAUUCUCAAAAAUACUUUUGUUUGCCAACCAAAAUAAAUGGAAGACAAUAGAUUGAGAUGCGUAUCGUUGCGUGUAUCUGACAAGUUUUGUUAGUAGAGACAAAUUCAAUGUGUAUUCUGUGAUGAGAGUUCUGAAGGAAAAGAGACAAGGGAGGAACACCUUGGUGGCAGGGAUCUUCCCUCUCGAACCAUAAGAUUGAAGGCUUGAGUCACCAAAAGUGCAAAGUGAAAAACGGCCACUGACGGGCUCCUCAAUAAGAAUCUUCUCCAAAGAUGGCUGCAUCUUCUUCUUCUUCUCGGUUGAUUCGUGUAGUGGGUCGUUCAUUGUUCAGUGGCCUGUGCAACAAUACUGAAGGUUUAAUGAGAUCAACACACGAGACGAUGUGCAAUAAUUUGUUAUUCCAGCAACAAAGAACCUUCAUACAAAUGAGGACAAGUCUGAAAGUGGUAGACAAUUCAGGUGCAAAAAGAGUGGCGUGCAUCCAAGCACUGAAGGGCAAGAAAGGAGCAAGAUUAGGAGACACAAUAGUCUGCUCAGUGAAGGAAGCUCAGCCAGGUGGGAAAGUGAAGAAAGGAGAAGUGCAUUAUGGUGUUGUCGUUCGUGCUGCUAUGCCAAGGGGCCGCUGUGAUGGGAGCGAAGUAAAGUUUGACGACAACGCUGUGGUACUUAUCAACAAGCAUGGUGAACCAAUCGGAACCAGAGUUUUUGGUCCUGUUCCUCAUGAGUUGAGAAAAAAGAAGCAUGUUAAGAUUCUUAGUCUUGCAGAGCAUAUUGCCUAAGGUCAUAGCCCCUUGCUUGUUAGGGUAUCUCUACCAGUGAUUAUUCUAUCGCUUGGAAGCUGAGUUUUGCAUUUAUUGUAUUUGUAGGAACCUGUUGUUGUUAACAAGCUGCAAAAGAUGCUUCUUUUAUAAUCAUAAUAAACGUUUUGACUUGUACAUAAAAA
This is a messenger RNA of Lycium barbarum (goji berry), 2158 nucleotides long. RefSeq names its product large ribosomal subunit protein uL14mz. Gene Ontology annotation, cellular component: mitochondrial large ribosomal subunit; ribosome. The transcript is spliced from 4 exons. Gene Ontology annotation, biological process: translation. Gene Ontology annotation, molecular function: structural constituent of ribosome; large ribosomal subunit rRNA binding. The coding region runs from base 1488 to 1994 and encodes 168 amino acids. Lineage: Eukaryota; Viridiplantae; Streptophyta; Magnoliopsida; Solanales; Solanaceae. The record is from RefSeq and is a predicted model, not a curated record.